Acanthopagrus latus (yellowfin seabream) is the source of this 1631-nucleotide messenger RNA. It is a transcript of the gene cd79a, whose product is annotated as CD79a molecule, immunoglobulin-associated alpha. The coding region runs from base 131 to 844 and encodes 237 amino acids. The record is from RefSeq and is a predicted model, not a curated record. Gene Ontology annotation, biological process: B cell receptor signaling pathway; B cell differentiation. The transcript has 5 exons. Gene Ontology annotation, cellular component: B cell receptor complex; external side of plasma membrane. Lineage: Eukaryota; Metazoa; Chordata; Actinopteri; Spariformes; Sparidae.
GGCGUAAAUCCUGACUGACAGGAAAUAGACACCACUGUGUUUGUACAGUAUCAGCAAAGACUUGGACCAGAGGUGCAUAAAGAACUUGAUCUGCAUUAUUUUGAUAAGUUUCUGAUCUCUGGACAACACAAUGUGGAUGAUUACAAAUGUACUCCUCUGCAGCUUUGUCGUGGCUGUAGCUCCUGAUGAGGUGGCUAUAAUGCCGGACAGGCCCUAUUUGAGGGUGGAGUUAAAUGAACCAGCUACCCUGGAAUGCUGCUACUCCACCAAAGUGGAGUCACUGGAUUUCAUUUGGGCAAAACGCGUUCAAGGUCACAACUCUACCAUUGGUCCAGAAAAGGUGAUGUACACAGAUCGUGUGACAAAAACAAGAAGCAAAACUGGUGACCAGGUCUGUGGCCUCCUGAAGUUUAAGUCAGUCGAGGUCAACGACACUGCGAUGUACCAGUGUUUCCUGAACGGGAGCUCCAUCCUUUCCCAUGGCACCUACCUGCAGGUCCACGACGAGAUCUGUCUGUCUGAACUGUCUGUAUGUCCAGAACCACUGGAGAAGACAAUAAACCUCAGCGAGAUAACCAAAAACAAGAUCCUGACAGCCGAGGGAAUCCUCCUGUUACUGUGUGUGCUCCUGCCUGCAAGCACCCUUCUCUGUCAGUCAAAGAAACUCAGUGACCUGGAGAGGAAGAAAGUGAGGAGGGAAGAGGAAAACAUCUAUCAGGGGCUCAAUCUGGACGAUUGUUCUGCCGCAUAUGAUCAGAUCGAACGCUCCCAGGCUCAUGGCCCUUAUCAGGAUGUGUGCAACAUUAAAGAGGAAGAGGAGGAGAUCCAGUUGGAGAAACCUUGAAGGACAGAGGGGAAAAAAAGGGAAAAGGGAAGGAAGAAAGGGAGAGUGCUGAGUGGGCUGAAGUUUAAAUGUGUGACAUCUUCAUAUAUGGUUAAUUCUUUGCACCGCACAGUUUAAAUUUAGAGCUUUGCACAUCGCAAUUACAGCUUUAGCAUCUGCAGGAUGCUGUUUAAUUGGCUUCUUUGAACAUUCAUUUGUGACCUUGGAAACAGCAGUUGAAAAAAAAUAGUCUCGCCUCCAGGUCCAUUCGGUCAGGGCUGUAGCCAUGAAUGUUGAAACACUGAGGUCAGAAAACCAAGACACCCCUUCUCUGUAGAUUAUUUUUAAGAGACUUUUUUUCUUUGUUUGAUUCAGCUUGUAUUCUAUUUAUAUCAAAGAAUAUGCUUAUUAAAACAGUUAAAUGUGUUACUUACUCUAAAGUUAAUUGGUAUGAAACUGUCCCAAUAAAAGUCCAAAUUCAGUGUGUUUCAGCAUUUCAUAUUCCUAUGAGUACUUUCAUGACAAUGUUGGUGAACCACACUGUUCUCUGUUCGUGUUAAUAAAAUAAAAUAAUGACAAAUAAUGGUAUAUGGUUUUGAACCUCAGAUAAUACCCUCUGUUGCUGUUUUGAGCUUUUAAAAGUUAAUUCAUGAUCCUUCUCAUGUCCCGAAUGAAUCUGGUGGUGAAAUUGUUUAGUUAAUCACCUACUUUGACAUUUUGUUCAGAUUAAUUAUUGAUGAUUAUUAAUAUUGAUGAGAUUGUAUUAUUACCUCAUUAAUAUUGUAAAUAUUAAAAACGUAUGUCAACA